GAGCCGCACACCCCGCCUCGUCCCCUCUCUCCCACCCCCUCCUCCUCCAGCCCGCAGCUCCGGCCGAGUUGCCCCAGAGACCGCGACGCCGCCGCGCCGAGGGACCAAUGAGAGCCCCGCUGCUGCCGCCGGCGCCGGUGGUGCUGUGGCUCUUGAUCCUCCGCUCAGCCCAUUUUGCUGCUGGAUUGGACGUCAAUGACACUUACUCUGGGAAAGGGGAACCAUCUUCCGGGGACCGCAGUGCUGAUGGAUUUGAGGUGACCCCAGGAAGCAAGAUUUCCCCUGUGAGUGAAACGCCUUCUGGUAGCGAACUGUCCCUGGGGAUCGACUAUGACUAUGCAGAAGAGUAUGAUAACGAACCACACAUAUCUGGCUACAUCGUAGAUGAGUCAGUCAGAGUUGAACAGGUAGUUAAGCCCAAGAAAAACAAAACAGAGAGUGAAAAGACUUCAGAUAGACCCAAAAGAAAGAAAAAGGGAGGCAAAAAUGGAAAAAAUAGAAGAAACAAAAAGAAGAAAAAUCUGUGUGAUGCAGAAUUCCAAAAUUUCUGCAUUCAUGGAGAAUGCAAAUAUAUAGAGCCCUUGAAAGCAGCAACAUGCAUAUGUCAUCAGGAUUACUUUGGUGAACGGUGUGGGGAAAAGUCCAUGAAGACUCAUAGCCUGAUUGACAGUGAUUUAUCAAAAAUUGCUUUAGCAGCCAUAGCUGCCUUUGUCUCUGCUGUGAGCUUCACAGCAAUUGCUGUUGUUAUUACAAUCCUGCUUCGCAAACGAUACUUCAGGGACUGCGAGGGAGAAGCUGAAGAGCGAAAGAAACUCCGACAAGAAAGUGGAAAUGCACGUGCCGUAGCAUGACUGGAGGCCACAUUACAGGGUAUCAGAUCGGAGUCGCUGUCAGGUCGCAACCAUGAGUGAUGAGUUGGUGUCUCUUUUCAGUGGAUCACAAGAAAACAGAACCUUUUUGUUCUGAUGGUUUUAAACUUUCAAUUGUCAGUUUUUAUGAUCUCUUAUUUCUGUACAUAAAGAUGCAUGCAGAUAAAAAGUAUUUUUUCAAGUUGUAAAUAAUUUAUUUAAUAUUUAAUGGAAGUGUA
Diceros bicornis minor is the source of this 1087-nucleotide messenger RNA. It is a transcript of the gene AREG, whose product is annotated as amphiregulin. The record is from RefSeq and is a predicted model, not a curated record. Bases 108 to 851 code for a protein of 247 amino acids. Gene Ontology annotation, biological process: epidermal growth factor receptor signaling pathway; positive regulation of cell population proliferation; positive regulation of mitotic nuclear division. The transcript is spliced from 6 exons. Lineage: Eukaryota; Metazoa; Chordata; Mammalia; Perissodactyla; Rhinocerotidae.